Molecule: messenger RNA, 3252 nt
Organism: Brassica napus (rape)
Lineage: Eukaryota; Viridiplantae; Streptophyta; Magnoliopsida; Brassicales; Brassicaceae
Exons: 6
Coding region: 1-3252 (1083 amino acids)
Source: RefSeq, a predicted model, not a curated record
AUGUCUUUCUACUUUCAGUCCAGAGAAUGGAUGGAUCAAAGAAUUGAUCCUGGGAGUAAUUGCGUUUCAGAAACAUUUCUCGGAGGUAUUGACGCAUUUAUUCAAUUUGAGUGUAAUCAAGCUGAUUACAAAGAAAGAGAGACUUUAUUGUGUCCGUGUGCUCGAUGCAAAAAUGUGAAGCAACGAGAAGCAAGAGUUGUCGCAAGACAUCUAUUCUUAUAUGGUUUUAAGGGAAAUUAUUAUGUUUGGACGAGUCAUGGAGAGAAAUUCUAUGAUGUUGGUGAGAGUUCCGGGGCGAAUCAGUCGACUGGUGAAGAAGAAAUGUGGGAGAAUCCUACUUGGAAUGCUUAUGAAGAUCACCAUCAGAAUAUUCCAGAAGUACAAGAAGACAUUGCGCCACCUUACAUGCCAGAAUCUAUAGAAGAGAUGGGCAUAGCGGAACCAUAUCACGAUAGUGUUUUUGAAGCAUUUGAAGCAGCCACUCAACCUCUCUACGAAGGAUGUGCAGAGGGAAUAUCUCAAUUGUCUCUUGCUUCGCGGAUGAUGAAAGUGAAGACAGAUUAUAAUCUACCAGAAGCUUGUGUAGAUGAGAUAUCUGAAGUAUUUAAAAACAUACUUCCACAGCCAAAUAAAGCUCCAGCAACAUAUUAUGAGACAAAGAAACUGACACGAGCACUUGGGUUACCCGUACAGAAGAUUGACGUUUGCGUGAAGAAUUGUAUGUUAUUUUGGAAAGGAGAAGAUGCGAAGUUGGUCAGUUGUCGGUUUUGUGGAGAAGAUCGCUACUACCCGAAGAAUGGAAAAGGUAAAAACAAACCUAAACAGAGAAUGUUUUACCUGCCAAUUGCAGAUCGUCUGAAGCGUCUAUACCAACUCGAGGCGACAGCUUCCAAUAUGCGAUGGCAUAAGGAACAUGUGACUCCGGAAGGAGAAAUGCAUCACCCAUCUGAUGCCAUUGCGUGGAAACACUUUAAUGAGUUAUAUCCUGGUUUUGCUGCUGAAAGCCGGAAUAUUUAUCUAUGCUUAUCAACAGAUGGGUUUAAUCCGAUUGGUAUGAAUGGCGAAGCACAUUCCCUUUGGCCCGUUAUUGUAAGUCCAUACAAUUUGCCUCCGGGAAUGUGUAUGAAAAGAGAAUUCUUUUACCUUUCGGUGCUAAUUCUGGGGCCCAAACAUCCAAGAAAAAGCUUAGAUAUUUACCUUCAGCCUUUGAUUGAAGAAUUACAGAGUUUAUGGAAGGAUGGUGUGGAGGCAUAUGAUAUUUCAAGGAAAGAAAGAUUCAUAAUGCGAGCAGUGUUGAUGUGGACGAUAAGCGAUUUUCCAGCGUAUGGGAUGCUUUCAGGUUGGACGACGCAUGGUCGGUUAGCGUGCCCAUAUUGUCAAGAUGAGACAGGUGCGUUCUGGUUACGUAAUGGACGAAAACAUAGUUGGUUUGAUUGUCACAGAAGGUUUUUAGAUGAAGAUCAUCCUUACAGGAAAAACACUCAAGCAUUUACACGGGGAAAAACAGUUCUAGAUCCUCCUCCACCAUGGUUGACCGGAGAAGAAAUAUUGCGUGAGAGGAUAAAUAAUAUUGAAGGUUUAUCGAAGUCCGUUGAAUGUGGAGGGAAUGGACAUGAUAAUCCAUCCAAGACAAUAGCUGAAUACGGAGUUACUCACAAUUGGGUAAAGAAGAGUAUUUUUUGGGAGUUACCGUAUUGGGAAACUCAUCUUCUUCGGCAUAACCUUGAUUUCAUGCACAUUGAGAAGAACUUCUUCGAUAACCUCACGAACACAUUGUUAAAUGCUCCUGGGAAGACAAAAGACAACAUCAAAAGCAGAUUGGAUCUUCCAGGACUAUGCAAAAGGCGUGAUUUAGAGAUGAAAGAGGAUGGAACGAUGCCCGUGCCAAUAUUCAGGCUGUCAAAUGCGGCAAAGCGAGAAUUCCUUCUGUGGCUGAAAAAUGACAUAAAAUUUCCCGAUGGGUACGCCUCCAAAUUUAGUCGUUGUAUUGACGAAAGCAAUUUAAAGCUACAUGGCUUGAAAAGUCAUGAUUGUCAUGUCAUAAUGGAACGACUAUAUCCAUUUGCGUUCGCUGAACUCCUUCCAAAAAAUGUUCAUACGGCAAUUAGAGAUAUUGCCCUCUUUUUCCGAGAUAUAUCUUCGAAGAUUUUGAAAGAAUCAGAUGUUGGUCUUUUAAAGGCAAAUAUUGGUGUGAAGCUUUGUAACUUGGAAAAGAUAUUUUCUCCAUCAUUCUUCGAUGUUAUGGAACAUCUUCUUAUGCACCUUCCAGAUGAGGUAGCCUUAGGAGGCCCCGUCCAUUUUAGGUGGAUGUAUGUAUUUGAAAGAUACAUGUACCAUUUGAAGAAGAUGGUCAAAAACAAAGCACACAUUGCAGGUUCGAUAGUUGCACAAUGGAUAAACGAGGAGAUUUCAAGAGCAUCCUCAAUUUUUUUUGGGAAUCCUGAAAUCAUGAGCAUUCCAGAAGGUCCAAGUGAUAUUCGUUUCUCAUACACUUAUUCGGAUGUACCACCUUUGUUUUACCAUGAAGGGAGAAUCAGUGGUCAAUGCUCAACUGGUUGGUUAAAUGAUGAAGAUAACACCGUUCUUCAGACAUUUAUGAUGCUCAACUGUGAAACAUUUGCUCCAUAUGAAAGUAUUCCUGAAAUUACUCCAGCUGCAAUGCAAAAAGCGAAAGACACUAAGUUUGCUGAGUGGUGCAAAGACUAUAUUAAUGAUGCGACUCAGUUUUACACAUUUCCUAUGUGGAUGUUGGAUUUUGUACAAGGUCCUAGGCGCAGUUAUAGGUCUUGGCCAAUAUACCACACACGGGGAUACACUUUCCACACACAUAACCACGGUCAAGAUAGGAAAACUCAACAUUAUGGUGUUUGUGUUCCUGGAACUAAUAAAACAGACUACUAUGGCCUUAUACAGGAGAUUAUGAUGGUGGAGUAUCAUGGUGAUGUUGGCUUGAAAGUCAUGGUUUUCAAAUGUUCGUGGUUUGACACCACGGAAAAUCGCGGUAUGAGAAUACAUCCAUCUGGUCUUGUUGAUGUCUCACCACGAAGACAAUAUGCCAAAUAUGAUCCUUUUGUAUUACCUGGUAAUUGUGAUCAAGAUGAUAGACGUGACCAAGUUGCGGAAAGUUCAUUGUUACGGGUGGAAACACAUGUUGUUGACGAUGUGUCUGAUUAUGAUAUUGCUCCGGUGAAUCCUCCAAACGAUGAAUAUGUAUCAGAUGUCGAGGUACAAUCAGACGGGGAUUCGGAAUAG